AUGAAGUUUGACGACAGUGCUUCUCUCGCCCGGCAGGGACGGCUUGCUGUCUCGUACGAUGAGGAGGAGGCGACUUGGCGGAUCAGCAGCUUUCGGUCUUGUCCCAGCGUAAUUGUCUACACGGGUGAAUUCCUGCAUGGAAGGAGGAGCGGGACAGGACAGUGGACAGAAGCAGGUCGGGAGCGAGCAGGAGAGUGGGUGGACGGGAUGUUGAACGGAGCAGGCAUCGAGCGGAGCAAGGAAGGCACGACUGUCAUCGCAAACUUCCUGUGGGAUCGCGCGCAUGGAGCAGGAGUGAAGAUGAGCAGACGCAGAUGUGGUUGUGAAAGUCUUGAAGGAAACUUUGAAGAUGGUCAGCUCGUCGGGUUGUGUGUGGCAGGAGUGACGGACCUGGAAGAGCUGAACAUCUGCAGGACUCCAGGGCUGAUGGUCAGCAACGGCGAAAGUUUGAGGUUGAGCCGCGACAACUGUGGAGAGGAGGAGCUGAGAAGAGCUGUGAUGGCGAGAACUGAGCGAGUGGUGAAGAAGGCAAGAGAGCGAGAGAAGGAGGCGAAGAGGCUGGCGUACCUCGUGAAGACGAUCAACAAGCUGCAGAGAAACUUCGAGAAGAAGCUCCAAGACGGCCCUCACCUCGUCUGCCUCCGCUCACGACGAGAGUCGAUAGUCAUCAAGAACUUCUGGAUCCGCUACUUGACUGAGGACUCCGCCGCCCAUCCCUCCCACCUCGCCAGCUCUCGCCGCAGAUUUCUUCACGCGCUCCGACCUUGUCCGGGGGGCUGCCCAGACUCAACCGACGGCGCGGAGAGCGACAGCCACGCGAGUUUGACAACCAAGUUGCUGCGGUUGGAUUUGACACCUGGAUAUGUUGAUUUCUCAGCUUCUAGGUGGCACAAGAACGUUUUUAUGCGGCAGCUGCGAGAGGCGUUGACGUCGAAGCUUGUUCUCGUCGACUCUCUCGAGGUCGUUGAGCUGGUGAAGCUCCGCGGCGUUGUCUGCGUCUUCGUCCUCCUCUCCGUCGAGGCUGGCGACGCCUUCACCCCCCGCGUCCUCCUCCUCCACCUCAGGUCCACCUUCGAGCUCCACGGCUGCAGAGUCCUCGACCUCGUUGAACUUCCAGCCUCUUCCCUCGCGCCCUACCGCCAAAGACUUGCAGAGGUGCAGGAGGAGAUGAUGGAAACUCUUGCACAUGCUCGGGGUGAGCAGGUGAAGGAGGGAGCGGAGGUGAAGGAGGUGCGCGGACGUGUACAGGAGGAGGAGAGGAGGAAAUCACCAGAGCAACAGCGUCACAACACGGAGGUCAAGAGCAAGAGAGCCAUUUGCAAUCCUCUGAUUGCUACAUGGCGAAGAGGGAUACGGGAAGGAGGAGGGGGAGGAGGAGGGAAGCGAGUCAUGUUGGGGCUGAGCUUCAGCGACAUCUCUUUGAGCAGCAUUGCGACGGAUCAGACGGAGAGAGACGCGACGUUUGACCUCUCAGUGUCUGAGCGAAGUUGCGGGUCGAUGGAAGACAUCACCAACAAGCGAGACCGAUGUGACUUUCCUUCUCCUUCCUUCCCUUCUCUUCCUUGA
Molecule: messenger RNA, 1566 nt
Organism: Guillardia theta CCMP2712
Lineage: Eukaryota; Cryptophyceae; Pyrenomonadales; Geminigeraceae
Exons: 4
Coding region: 1-1566 (521 amino acids)
Source: RefSeq, a predicted model, not a curated record